Messenger RNA from Prorocentrum cordatum, 498 nucleotides. NCBI's taxonomy places the organism in Eukaryota, Dinophyceae, Prorocentrales, Prorocentraceae. The record is from the annotation of a GenBank genome assembly.
AUGGCCGAAAUGAUGAAGAUGCUCGGCGGCAUGAAAGGCGGCGGCAAAGGUGGUGAUGACGACGGCGAAGGGGGCGGCGGAAUGGACAUGGAGGCUAUGAUGCAAAUGCUUGGUGGAAUGGGAGGUGGCAAGGGUGGCGGCGGCAUGAUGGGCGGGAAAGGUGGCGGCAUGGGCGGGAAAGGUGGCGGCCAGGAUUCCAAAGACGACGGCGAGAAAACGUCGCCGGAUGGCAAGUACAUCUGGCAGCAGAAGGGCGAGGAGAUCCAAGUGCGUUUUGUCGAGCACAAGGAGCUCACAAAGAAAGACAUCAAGGUCAAGUUCGGCCGGUUCAACCUCAAAGUAGAAGUGAAGGGAGAAGUUGUUGUCGACGGAAAGCUUUUUUCUUCUGUGGACACGGACGAGUGCACCUGGACCAUCGAUCCAGACACGAAAGAGCUCCAAGUCAUGCUUACCAAGCAAGAGAGUGACAAGCAGUGGAACAGUCUUUUUGCCGCCUGA